This is a messenger RNA of Solanum pennellii, 1890 nucleotides long. RefSeq names its product protein JINGUBANG. The transcript has a single exon. The record is from RefSeq and is a predicted model, not a curated record. Gene Ontology annotation, molecular function: protein binding. NCBI's taxonomy places the organism in Eukaryota, Viridiplantae, Streptophyta, Magnoliopsida, Solanales, Solanaceae. Bases 188 to 1570 code for a protein of 460 amino acids.
CAUUUUCCCCUCCAAAAAUCUUGUACCUAAGUUCUUCAUGGCCUCAUUUUCUCUUUAUGUAUAUACUCGUUCCUCUUAAACAUCCUACGUACGUACCCUUUUCAUAUAUGUAGUUCCAAUUUUCCUGAAUCUUUUUUCCCUCAUGAUUUCAUUUUUGUACUUCUUCUUUUCAUGAGGAAAUAGCACAAUGAGGAAUUCAAGAAAAAGCAAAAUGACAACAGAAGAGAACAGUCAUUCCAAACAAGCGUUAUCUGAUCCUAAUGAAGAUGAAUAUUCUUUUCGAAUAAGCCACAAAUCCGAAACUAGCCAUCUUCCUCCUCGAUUAAGUUCUGAUUAUAGCUCUCCUCUUGCAACAUCUCCGACAAGGGAUUCAUCAGCAUCUCCAUAUUUAGAUCCCUAUUGGGACCAGAGUCACCAGACAUCACCAUUAUCUAGAUCUCCAUGGACAUCUCACGUUGAGAAUAAUUAUUCCUAUACAGGGCUCAUGGGGUCCCUCGUUCGCGAAGAAGGACAUAUAUAUUCUUUAGCAGCGUCAGGGGAUUUGUUAUACACGGGAUCUGAUAGUAAGAAUAUAAGGGUGUGGAAGAAUCACAGAGAAUUUUCCGGGUUCAAAUCAAAUAGUGGGUUGGUAAAGGCAAUUAUUUUAUGUGGAGAACGAAUUUUCACGGGUCAUCAAGACGGGAAGAUCCGAGUCUGGAAGGUUUCUGGUAAGGAUUCAAGCGUUUACAAUCGAAUUGGAACUUUGCCAACUUUAAUGGCUUAUAUAAAAACUUCAAUGAAACCAAGCAAUUACAUCCAAACAAGGCGUAAUAGAAAUACCGUGUGGAUAAAGCAUUUUGAUGCCAUUUCAUGCCUUAGCAUGAGCGAGGACCAAAAGCUCUUGUAUUCAGCAUCUUGGGAUAAAACCAUAAAGGUUUGGAGAGCAUCGGAUUCCAAAUGCUUGGAAUCAAUACAAGCCCACGACGAUGCUGUAAAUUCCAUCGUUGUAGGCUUUAACGGAUUACUUUUUUCAGGCUCUGCUGAUGGAACAGUAAAAAUAUGGAGAAAAGAAUCCCAGGGGAAAGGAACAAAACACUUCUUUUCACAAACAUUAUUGAAGCAAGAAUGCGCUGUAACAGCCUUAGCUGUUGACCCUUCAUCCAAUUUCCUAUAUUGUGGCUCUUCAGAUGGGCUAGUCAAUUUUUGGCAAGGCGACAAGCUUCUAUCUCAUGGAGGAGUGUUAAGGGGUCAUAAACUUGCAACACUCUGUUUAGCAGCGGCGGGGAAUUUAAUUUUCAGUGGAUCAGCUGAUAACAAUAUUUGCGUGUGGAAAAGGGACGGAGCAGAACAUAUGUGUUUAUCAGUGUUGAGCGGACAUUCUGGUCCGGUUAAAUGCUUGGCUGUUGAAGAGGAACAACAACAAAAAGGUAGUGAUAAACAAUUUAUUGUUUACAGCGGGAGCCUCGAUAAAUCAGUGAAGAUUUGGAGGAUAUCGUCGCAGUUGGUACCAAAUCAGGCGGAAGUGGGGAUGAGUCCACCGCAAAAUUUUCCUACAUCAAAUAGCUGCAGAGUUAGCCAAAGGAGAAAAUAGCAAUGGAGACUUUUGACAAUUGUAUAGACGCAGCUAGCUUUGGAAAUUGACCAAGUAAGAAAUUAUCUACAUGUUUUGCUAGCUUUGCAGAGAAAUUUGUAAAUGAAAACUUUAUUUGUAUUUUCACCCAUUGGAGUUCGACACAAAUGUCAAUGGCUGUUGAUGUAUUUGAAUUUGCUCUUGUUUCCGUCUAUUUGACUGACAACAAAGUAACAAACAGAUGAGUUAUCUACAUUUCUUGUAUAGUAUCAUGAUCAUCUUCAUUUCUAUUCCCAUAUGUAACUUGACACUUCAAUGUGAAAUCUCUUAAUUUGAACGAA